Molecule: messenger RNA, 1275 nt
Organism: Bathycoccus prasinos
Lineage: Eukaryota; Viridiplantae; Chlorophyta; Mamiellophyceae; Mamiellales; Bathycoccaceae
Product: bacteriochlorophyll/chlorophyll a synthase
Exons: 1
Coding region: 1-1275 (424 amino acids)
Biological process (GO): chlorophyll biosynthetic process
Cellular component (GO): membrane
Molecular function (GO): chlorophyll synthetase activity
Source: RefSeq, a predicted model, not a curated record
AUGGCGUCUAUCUUAUCUGUGUGCACCACGACUGCUGCUGCGAUGAACGCGGUGGUGAUGAACGCUUCGCGACGAAGUUCGUCUUUGUUUUCAUCGUCAUCAUCAUCAUCAUCAUCAUCAUCAUCGAUGAGAUCUUCUUCUUUCCCUGGAACGAGUUUGAAGACGAGUUUUAAGUCGUCAUCAAAGUCUAUAAAAAUGGAGCAAAAGAGAAGAAGAAGACAUGACUCAGGACUCAUCGUCACGAACAUGGCGGCGGGGGAUAAAGUGGACGAUUUGAACAUCAAAGCGUCCGAAACGAACGUCUCGGAGACGAAAUUAGGAGGCGACGUGAGACAAAUAUUGGGCUUUAAAGGCGCGAGUACCGAGGACGUGCCGGUUUGGAAAAUUCAUAUUCAGUUGACGAAACCAGGGACGUGGGUACCUUUAAUUUGGGGAGUCAUGUGCGGUGCCGCCGCGAGCGGGCAUUACGAGUGGAAUUUAGACAACAUCGGGAAGGCGUUGUUGUGCAUGACCAUGUCCGGGCCGUUUUUAACCGGGUACACGCAAACCAUCAACGAUUGGUACGACCGAGAAAUCGACGCGAUUAACGAACCGUACAGGCCGAUUCCGAGUGGUGCGAUCAGUGAAACCGCCGUGAAAGCACAAAUUGCGGUUUUAUUGCUCGGUGGUUUGGCGUGCGGGUGGCAGCUGGAUCAGUGGUGCGAACACGAUUUCCCGGUGAUUUUCUUGUUGACAGUGUUUGGGAGUUGGGUGUCGUAUAUUUAUUCCGCGCCGCCGUUGAAGCUGAAAGCAGAAGGUUGGAAAGGAUGCUACGCGCUCGGAAGUUCGUACAUCGCGUUGCCGUGGUGGGCCGGUAUGGCUACGUUUGGUCAGUUGACGCCGGACGUGAUGGUGUUGACGGUGUUGUAUUCCAUCGCCGGUUUGGGCAUCGCCAUCGUGAACGAUUUCAAAUCCAUCGAAGGCGAUCGAGCGUUAGGUUUGCAAAGUUUACCCGUCGCAUUUGGGGUUGAAAAAGCGAAGUGGAUUACGGUUGGAACCAUCGACGCGACGCAAUUGUUCGUCGCUUUUUAUUUGAGAGGCAUUGGCGAAGAUUUUUAUUCCAACGUUUUGUUUUGCUUGAUCGCGCCGCAAAUCUUCGCGCAGUUCAAGUUCUUCUUGCCGGAUCCGAUUAAAAACGACGUGAAGUACCAAGCCGCGGCGCAACCGUUUCUGGUGUUUGGUCUUUUAGCGACGGGUUUGGCGUGGGGGCACCACGUGAACAUGCUCGCCGCGUAA